CAACACUGUCAGUCGCCAGCUGUCUGCAGUCGAGUAGUUGACUAACACUGGUCUGAAGCCGCAGAUAAAAAUACAAAAUUAUUGUUUUCAUUGCGAACUCCCAGCAAUAUAAGUCAAUAUGUCGCUGACUCCAUUUUUACGCCUUCCCUUAACGGACCUGACUGGCUGCCUAAUCAACCACCAGACCUACGACAAAUGCGGCAAGUUCGAGAUGAAGAUGAUGGAGUGCUUCGAGGCGUACGGAUUGGAGCGUGGAAAGCGGGAGUGCGCCGACCUGAUCUCCGACUUCCAGGAGUGCGUAGGCAUGCAGAAGCAACUGAUGCGUUUCCACGCCAUGCGAAACGAGCGCUACAAGCAGUGGCUCAUGGGAGAGCGCAAGGGCGAGGAGUUCUUUGCGGAAAGUCCUCGCGUUGACGCCUAUUAAAUGGGUGCCUAUAUGCUUGGAUAAUUGUUUAUUGGUAUAGCCGUAACUGGUGUAAAAAUAAAGAAAACUGAACGUGA
Molecule: messenger RNA, 501 nt
Organism: Drosophila elegans
Lineage: Eukaryota; Metazoa; Arthropoda; Insecta; Diptera; Drosophilidae
Gene: ND-15
Product: NADH dehydrogenase [ubiquinone] iron-sulfur protein 5
Exons: 3
Coding region: 119-424 (101 amino acids)
Source: RefSeq, a predicted model, not a curated record